Penicillium coprophilum is the source of this 207-nucleotide messenger RNA. RefSeq lists its product as uncharacterized. The record is from RefSeq and is a predicted model, not a curated record. NCBI's taxonomy places the organism in Eukaryota, Fungi, Ascomycota, Eurotiomycetes, Eurotiales, Aspergillaceae. The coding region runs from base 1 to 207 and encodes 68 amino acids. The transcript has 2 exons.
AUGAUUUCCAAGCCUGUAGGUAUCUGCACGCCUGCCAAAACAGCCAAUCGGCAGGAUGGAUCGGGGCCGAUCAUUCGGGAUCGCCCCACAAUGCAGAUCCGUGGACAGACACUCAUUCCCCAGAUAUCGUCUCCUGCCAUUGACGCCAUCAUUUUACUCCCCACAUUACCUCCAGCAUUCUCAAAUAUCGAUCGACCUUCCCGUUGA